Nannospalax galili (Upper Galilee mountains blind mole rat) is the source of this 3301-nucleotide messenger RNA. It is a transcript of the gene Gne, whose product is annotated as glucosamine (UDP-N-acetyl)-2-epimerase/N-acetylmannosamine kinase. Gene Ontology annotation, molecular function: N-acylmannosamine kinase activity; hydrolase activity, hydrolyzing O-glycosyl compounds; UDP-N-acetylglucosamine 2-epimerase activity. Gene Ontology annotation, biological process: UDP-N-acetylglucosamine metabolic process. The transcript is spliced from 12 exons. The record is from RefSeq and is a predicted model, not a curated record. NCBI's taxonomy places the organism in Eukaryota, Metazoa, Chordata, Mammalia, Rodentia, Spalacidae. The coding region runs from base 77 to 2338 and encodes 753 amino acids.
GCUAAACCAAGAGAACAGACAGCUACUCAGCACAGUGACUCAAACCACACCCUGGGGAGACGGUUUGUGCAUCAGGAUGGAAACCCACAGGUAUCUCCAUAGGGAGUCGUGCUACACAGGACCUCAUGAACUCUAUUUUAAGAAACUCUCAAAUCAGAAAAAGCACAUCAUGGAGAAGAAUGGGAAUAACCGAAAGCUUCGGGUUUGCGUUGCUACUUGCAACCGUGCUGAUUAUUCUAAGCUUGCCCCAAUCAUGUUUGGUAUUAAAACGGAACCCGAGUUCUUCGAACUUGAUGUGGUGGUACUUGGCUCUCACCUGAUAGACGACUAUGGAAACACAUACCGCAUGAUUGAACAAGAUGAUUUUGACAUCAACACCAGGCUACACACGAUCGUGAGAGGAGAAGAUGAAGCAGCUAUGGUAGAGUCAGUAGGCCUGGCUCUAGUGAAGCUACCAGAUGUCCUUAAUCGCCUGAAGCCUGAUAUCAUGAUUGUUCAUGGAGACCGGUUUGAUGCUCUUGCUCUGGCUACAUCUGCUGCCUUGAUGAACAUCCGAAUCCUUCACAUUGAAGGAGGGGAAGUCAGUGGGACUAUCGAUGACUCUAUCAGACAUGCCAUAACAAAGCUAGCUCAUUAUCAUGUGUGCUGUACCAGAAGUGCAGAACAACAUCUGAUAUCCAUGUGUGAGGACCAUGAUCGAAUCCUUUUGGCAGGCUGUCCUUCCUAUGACAAACUUCUCUCAGCCAAGAAUAAAGACUAUAUGAGUAUCAUUCGGAUGUGGCUAGGUGAUGAUGUAAAAUGUAAAGAUUAUAUUGUUGCACUGCAGCACCCUGUGACCACUGACAUUAAGCAUUCCAUAAAAAUGUUUGAGUUAACACUGGAUGCACUUAUUUCAUUUAACAAGAGGACCCUAGUUCUGUUUCCAAAUAUUGAUGCAGGGAGCAAAGAGAUGGUUCGAGUGAUGAGGAAGAAGGGCAUUGAGCAUCACCCCAAUUUUCGUGCUGUUAAGCAUGUCCCAUUUGACCAAUUUAUACAGCUGGUUGCCCACGCUGGCUGUAUGAUUGGGAACAGCAGCUGUGGGGUGCGAGAGGUCGGAGCUUUUGGAACACCUGUGAUCAACCUGGGAACACGUCAGAUUGGAAGAGAAACAGGGGAGAAUGUUCUUCAUGUCCGGGAUGCUGAUACCCAAGACAAAAUAUUGCAAGCACUACACCUUCAGUUUGGUAAACAGUAUCCUUGCUCAAAGAUAUAUGGGGAUGGAAAUGCUGUUCCAAGGAUUUUAAAGUUUCUCAAAUCUAUUGAUCUUCAAGAGCCACUACAAAAGAAAUUCUGCUUUCCUCCUGUAAAGGAGAGUAUCUCUCAAGAUAUUGACCACAUUCUUGAAACUCUGAGUGCCUUGGCUGUUGAUCUUGGAGGGACAAACCUCAGAGUGGCAAUAGUUAGCAUGAAGGGUGAAAUAGUUAAGAAGUACACUCAGUUCAAUCCUAAAACCUAUGAAGAAAGAAUUAAUUUAAUACUUCAGAUGUGUGUGGAAGCUGCAACAGAAGCUGUAAAACUGAACUGCAGAAUUUUGGGAGUAGGCAUUUCCACAGGUGGCCGUGUGAAUCCUCAGGAAGGAAUUGUGCUGCAUUCAACCAAACUGAUACAGGAGUGGAACUCUGUAGACCUCAGAACCCCAUUGUCUGACACUUUGCAUCUCCCUGUGUGGGUGGACAAUGACGGCAAUUGUGCUGCCAUGGCAGAAAGGAAGUUUGGCCAAGGAAAAGGACAAGAAAACUUUGUUACACUCAUCACAGGCACAGGGAUUGGUGGUGGAAUCAUUCAUCAGCAUGAGCUGAUCCACGGCAGCUCCUUCUGUGCUGCAGAACUUGGCCACCUUGUGGUGUCUCUGGAUGGACCUGACUGUUCCUGUGGAAGCCAUGGGUGUAUUGAAGCAUAUGCCUCUGGAAUGGCCUUGCAGAGGGAAGCAAAAAAAUUACAUGAUGAGGACCUGCUCUUGGUGGAAGGGAUGUCAGUGCCAAAAGACGAAGCCGUGGGUGCCCUCCAUCUCAUCCAAGCUGCGAAACUUGGCAAUGCAAAGGCCCAGAGCAUCUUAAGAACAGCUGGAACUGCUUUGGGACUUGGGGUUGUAAACAUCCUCCACACUAUGAAUCCUUCCCUGGUGAUCCUGUCUGGAGUCCUGGCCAGUCACUACAUUCACAUUGUCAAGGAUGUCAUCCGCCAGCAAGCUUUGUCGUCUGUGCAGGAUGUGGAUGUGGUGGUUUCAGAUUUGGCUGACCCCGCCCUGCUUGGCGCUGCCAGCAUGGUUCUGGACUACACCACUCGCAGGAUCCACUAGGCCUUCUGGGAGUGGACAUGGACUGAGAACCAAGAGUUUUUUAGUCAAAUCAUGUUCGUGUCUUUUAGAUGAAUUUAAUUGCCAGCAACACUGGCAGAAGUAACUUUGCUUUUUGUCUUUGCUUCUAAAUCCACCCUUCCCCAUGCACAUUUCUGUAGAGGCCGCUCUUCCUGAGGUCACUUUAGUGCAGAUCCUCUAAGUUCCAAAAAGAGCCAACAACAUCAACAGACCCAGAAGCCUCAGGACUCCAUUUACUAAUGUACACCUAGACCUUUGGCAUGUGGGCUUUAUGGGAGCAUUUGGGUUAAUUUUUCUUUCUCUGACCACAGAAAGAGUAAGUCAGAGAACAGAAGAGAAUCUUACCAGGAAAUGGUUACAUAUAUUUUCUGUUUAACAGUGUAACAAGUAUGUGUACAUUUAAUAAGCUUUGACUUGUGUGAAAGAAUCACUACAAUCAAGACAUUGGACAUGUCUGUCUAUUGAAGGAGGUUUUACUCUAGCAGUCCAUAUAAGACUUUAGCCCUGAGCUGUGAACUAACGGUAGCCUUAGUGACCUUGUCCUCUUCUUAGGGAAAGCUAAGAACAUAGGACUUAGGAGCCCCAGAAAGGAGAUUGGCGGUCCCAAAAGGGUCUUUGCUUCUGUCCUGGACACUUCUCCCCCAGCUUCAGUAGCUUUUCCUACUGUGUUGUUUCAGAUUCCAGAGUAUUUAUGAAGGUCAUUUUUAUUUAACCCCUAGAACCCAGAUCCACAAAUCUGGAUUCAGACUAAAUUAAAAUUUGUGCUUUUAUUCUUGUUUUUGAGACCGUCUCCCUUGUGUUACUGUAUCUCAGGGUGGUCUUGAACCCAUGGCAGUCCUGCCUCAGCUUCCUGAGUACUAGGAUUAUAGACACCAGUCACCAAACCCAGCUUAGAAUAUGUGCUUUCUCAAUGAUGACAAUAAAGUCAAAAGUUCUGCUUACUAA